This is a messenger RNA of Mangifera indica (mango), 1822 nucleotides long. Its product is annotated as protein NODULATION SIGNALING PATHWAY 2-like. Gene Ontology annotation, biological process: regulation of DNA-templated transcription. Gene Ontology annotation, cellular component: nucleus. NCBI's taxonomy places the organism in Eukaryota, Viridiplantae, Streptophyta, Magnoliopsida, Sapindales, Anacardiaceae. Gene Ontology annotation, molecular function: sequence-specific DNA binding; DNA-binding transcription factor activity. The transcript has a single exon. The coding region runs from base 86 to 1660 and encodes 524 amino acids. The record is from RefSeq and is a predicted model, not a curated record.
UCAAGUAUAAAUAUUCAUCAAGAAUUGUCAUCAAAACUCCACCAAAAGUCUCCUUCUUGCCCUCUAAAUCAGAUUAAGACCAACCAUGAUGCAACCAGAACUUGUUCAGCCCACGUGGCCAUACUACAAGAUCAUAAAUUCACCUGAUCUUAAUAUUGACGAUUAUAUGGGUGGUUGUGAGUUUUCUUCUUCAUUGACUUGUACAGAUGACUACGCAGAGUUUUCAUCCAUCCCCAAUUUUUCUUCUGUGUUUUCCAGUGAAUUUAUUCAGUUUCCUGGAACUUGUGAUGAUGAGCUACAAGGCAUGUUACAGAUGGAGGAUUUUCUAGAGUUGGAAGGGCUUGAUUCUAUUCUGAGUGAUGAUGUCGAGGGCUUAUGCAGAUCUUUUGAUCAUGAAAGUGAAGGAAAUUUCCCUUCACAAGUGACCUGUGAAAGGGAAGGUAUAUGGAGUCCUAGCACAUCGAUGAAAUCCAGCGAGGCGUCGAUGGACAGCACACUGACUUUGCCAGCAGAAGAAAUGGAAAUAGAUAACCAAGUGAGCGUUUCUCAUCUUCUAAAGGCUUAUGGAGAGGCCUUGGAGAGGGGGCAAAGAGAGCUUGGAGAAGUGAUUACCAAAUGCUUAAGUGAGAAAGUGAGUCCAGCUGGCGAAGCCUUGGAGCGACUGGCCUUCAAUUUAUCCCCCGACAUUGAAAAGCAAAGGGAAUAUCUAAUGCAAGAGUCCAGAAAAAACUUCAAGGAUGCGUUCAGGGCAUUCUACCAAUUGUUUCCAUACGGGAGAAUUGCUCACUUUGCAGCAAACACGACAAUCCUUGAAGCCAUGCCAGAUGAUGCAGAGAUCAUUCACAUAGUGGACUUUGACAUUGGAGAAGGGCUUCAGUGGCCUCCAUUGAUGGAGGCCAUUGCAAAAAGACAUAGAACCCUGAGAUUGACUUCAAUAAAGAGGGAGGAUGAGGACUUAACAUGCGCUUCCUUGCCCUGGAGUUUUGCAGAGACAAGAAGACAACUGUCUGACUAUGCAAGAUGUUUUGGCCUCAAGUUGAAAGUUGAGGAGAUGGGAAUUGAGGAAUUGGUGAGUGAGAUAAAGAGAAAGAAGAAAAGAGGUGACAACAAACAACGGUUGGUUUUUAACUGCAUGGUUGGGCUUCCGCAUAUGGGAAGAGAAAGAAGCAGAAAACCUGUCAAGGAGUUUCUUCAUACAGCCAAGGAGUUGUUAUCAGAAAAUGGCAACAGUAGCAAGAACAGAGGUAUUAUAACUUUAGGUGAUGGGGAUGCUUGCGAGAGACAGGCAUAUUGCAGAGGAUUUGGGUCAUUUUUUGAGGGGUAUUUGGAACAUUACCAAGCCCUUUUGGAAUCAAUUAAAUCCAGCUUCCCUACACAUCUUGCAGAAGCAAGAAUGGCCAUGGAGUGUCUGUUUGUGACACCUUACAUCUCGUCCCAUGUUUGGCUCCAAAAGUGGGAAGAAAUGAGACAAGGCUUCCACAUUCAGGCAGGAAUUGGAUUGGAGAAGUCUAAAGUAAGCAAAGAUGUAUUGAUGGAAGCCGGAGAGAUGGUGAAAGGGGAAGGUUGUUAUGGGGUAAGGAUUGGAGGAGAUGGUGAGAACGAGCUAAUUCUGGAGUGGAGAGGAACGCCAUUGGUGAGAGUCUCUACUUGGAGAAGUUGAAAGCUAGAUAUCGUUUUUUCUCUGUUGUAUAGAUUAAUUAUUUACUUAGAAGUUAAAUUCUAAGCAAAUAGGUAAAACACAAGGACCUUACCAUUUUUAUUCUAUUGUAUAGAUUAUUUAUUUUCUCAUUGUGGAAAAGUUAUUGGUUGAAUUGACUAAUGA